CUUGGACCGUGUACCAACACAACGAACUGAAUCCCUUCCGUCUCCCUGAGAGUGAGAGAGAGAGAGAGAGAGAGAGAGAGGCAUCCCAUCCAUGGCGGCUUCGAAGCUCCAAGCGUUCUUGAACCACCCGGCCGGACCUAAAACCAUUCACUUUUGGGCACCAACUUUCAAAUGGGGCAUCAGCAUAGCCAACAUUGCCGACUUCUCCAAACCACCAGAAAAGCUUUCAUAUCCUCAGCAAAUAGCGGUUGCAUGCACUGGAAUUAUCUGGUCACGUUAUAGCACUGUAAUCACCCCGAAGAAUUGGAACCUUUUUAGUGUAAGUUUUGCAAUGGCAGGGACGGGACUCUACCAACUUUCACGCCAAAUAAGGCAUGAUUAUUUCUCCAAUGAAGAAGUACCUGUUGCACAAGAAUGAUGAC
This is a messenger RNA of Juglans microcarpa x Juglans regia, 422 nucleotides long. RefSeq names its product mitochondrial pyruvate carrier 4-like. The coding region runs from base 92 to 418 and encodes 108 amino acids. Gene Ontology annotation, cellular component: mitochondrial inner membrane. Lineage: Eukaryota; Viridiplantae; Streptophyta; Magnoliopsida; Fagales; Juglandaceae. Gene Ontology annotation, biological process: pyruvate import into mitochondria. The record is from RefSeq and is a predicted model, not a curated record. The transcript has 5 exons.